AAGGGCAGGGAAGAGCAUGAGAAAGGAGUCAGGAAGACAGAAGCUCUGAAAGAAUGAGCAUUCAUCAGAUGAGCAGUUCACUCUCAUUCUAGCACUUUUUCUGAUUAAGGGGUGGGACCUGAGCUGGGAGGCUUGGCUAAAAGACCAGAGCAGUCCACUUGCGGGACUGCUUCACACAACCAGCUUCCAGUGUGCUGGAGAGGACUUGGGGUACCAGCAACCCAGCUGCUCUGGGAGUGACUGAGCUCUUGGGGCAAGAAGUCAGCAGUGGCAAGAUUUGAAACAGACACACCGGUCAACAUGAGCACAGCAGGCAAAGUUAUUAAAUGCAAGGCAGCUGUGCUGUGGGAAUUCAAUAAACCAUUCAGUAUUGAGGAAGUGGAAGUUGCCCCCCCAAAAGAACAUGAAGUUCGCAUAAAGAUUAUGGCCUCUGGGAUCUGCCGCUCCGAUGACCAUGUGAUAACUGGUGCACUGGUUGAGCCUCUUCCAAUAAUUCUUGGGCAUGAAGCAGCUGGUGUUGUGGAGAGUGUUGGGCAGGAAGUGACUUCAGUCAAACCAGGAGACAAGGUUGUUCCACUCUUUCUUCCACAGUGCGGAGAGUGCAAGAGCUGCUUAAACACCAAGGGUAACCUGUGCAUUAAAACUGACUUUGGUUUGAAACGUGGAUUAAUGGCUGAUGGCACCACCAGAUUCACCUGUAAAGGAAAAGCAAUUCACCAUUUUCUUGGUACAAGUACCUUCACUGAAUACACAGUAGUGCAUGAAUCUGCUGUGGCCAAAAUUGAUUCCACUGCUCCUCUGGAAAAAGUUUGUCUAAUUGGCUGUGGAUUUUCAACUGGUUACGGGGCUGCUCUGCAGACUGCCAAGGUGGAACCAGGCUCCACCUGUGCCGUUUUCGGCCUCGGAGGAGUUGGCCUCUCUGUUGUCAUGGGCUGCAAGGCAGCUGGAGCUGCCCGCAUCAUUGCCGUGGACAUCAACAAGGACAAGUUUGCCAAGGCCAAGGAGCUGGGAGCCACUGACUGCAUCAACCCUAAAGAUUUCAAUAAACCCAUCCAUGAAGUGGUGAUGGAAAUGACCGGCGGGGGUGUGGACUACUCCUUUGAGGUCAUCGGCCGUACAGAUACCAUGACUGCAGCCUUGGCCUGUUGCCAUAAUAACUAUGGAGUCAGUGUGAUUGUGGGAGUGCCCCCUGCAGCACAAAAGAUCACUUUUGAUCCCAUGCUCCUCUUCACUGGUCGCAGCUGGAAAGGCUCUGUCUUUGGAGGCUGGAAGAGUAAAGAUGCAGUUCCCAAACUGGUUGCUGACUUCAUGAAUAAAAAGUUUGUUCUGGACCCAUUAAUAACCCAUACACUACCUUGGACAAAGAUCAAUGAAGGAUUUGAUCUUCUAAGGACAGGAAAGAGCAUCCGCAGUGUCCUGACAUUUUAGGAUUCCUAGAUGUUAAGCAGCAGAUGGCUCAGCACCAGUAUGAACUUCACCAUCCUCC
This is a messenger RNA of Catharus ustulatus (Swainson's thrush), 1486 nucleotides long. RefSeq names its product alcohol dehydrogenase 1. The coding region runs from base 301 to 1428 and encodes 375 amino acids. NCBI's taxonomy places the organism in Eukaryota, Metazoa, Chordata, Aves, Passeriformes, Turdidae. The record is from RefSeq and is a predicted model, not a curated record. The transcript has 9 exons. Gene Ontology annotation, biological process: retinol metabolic process; retinoic acid metabolic process. Gene Ontology annotation, molecular function: zinc ion binding; all-trans-retinol dehydrogenase (NAD+) activity. Gene Ontology annotation, cellular component: cytosol.